ACACUUCCGGUUAUGAGUCAGCCUGCUUUACGGCAUUUUAAACAAACCAAAAUGUCAAGUUUGGUGGGUUGAUUAAACCAGAUAGCUGACAUGGUGCUUAGAAUGGAGUUUCCGUGGAUUUACGUCAGGAAGAAAAUUGGGUAAAGCCAGAGAAUCGUAAAAACUAUCGGCGUUUAUUGGGAGCUACGCGAGAUAUUUUUAAGGUUAUCUCGAAGAGACAACGUUAGCUAUGAGGCUAGCUGCAUAAGUAAUGUCCGAGUCAGCUGACUCAUAAGAGCACGGGCUAGAUAGGAAAGUUUUAAAUGUUUCAGUGAUCCAUAUUGUAGCAGUGAAUUAACAUGUUGUAGGUUUUUACAGCGUCCAGUAGUUCAGGUCAUAUAAGGAGACGUUGUCCAGGUAGCACAUAGCUUGCUAGAUGAGAAACAUGGCUUGUUUACUCGGUUGCAUAACUGGCUAGGGCUAGACUUACCUGUACUUAUUAACUACGGAUAUCGUGCCAAACGUCUUGCUAUCGAUCAGCCUUUCAGUUUGGGGAUAAAAGCAUAAAAAAUAACAGCAAAGCUGGUUAAUAAUUACAGUGGCAUUCAGGGAUUGUGCCACUCCCACUUCUCAUUCUCAGGAAGUCAUUUUAUGACUAAUAUUGUUUUAUAUUUUAGUGGCUGUUCUCAAUAUUAGCUGAUGUGUGAUUACUCAAAAGAUAUCAGGUCGAAAGCGGACACCAUGUGGCUCCAGCAGAGGUUAAAAGGUCUUCCUGGUUUGCUCUCAAGCAGCUGGGCCAGACGUGUAUUGGUUGUCUUGCUCCUUUUCUUAAUAUUUUACUGGUACCUGAGCCCUGAUAGGAUCUUCAAGUUCACCAGUUUCUUCCGGGAGUCUGGAGGCACGGCUGGAGUCUGUCUGCAGACUGAUAUUAACAGAUGGUCAACACAGGUCGACCGUGGUGAAGGCAUCAUGAGCACGCCGCAGAUGAAACUCUCGGUGCCGUUUGUAACAGGUAAUGGACAUGUUUUGGUGGACGUGGAUUCUAAUAAACUCUGGGUGACGUUGUCCUCUCAGCCGGGUUCAGCCCCAGUGCACCUGACGGAAUAUUCCCCCAUAGUACGAUGGCAGAUAGCUGGAAAGCGCUCGGAGGCACAGGCGAAAAUGUUGUGGUACCGGAAAGGCUCUGUGCUGUCUUCACGGUGUAUCCUGCUCGACACUUCCCAGUCCUCUCGGGAUUGCGUCAUCAUUCGAGAGGAACACAUCGCCCACCGUAGCCGACCUAACGUCUACAUUCAGCGGGUUCACAUUAACAACCCAACAGACAAAGCGAUAUCGGUCGAGGUGUCUGUGGAAUCGCCAUCGUUUAGGGGUGUUGCAGAAAAGGUGGACGAUAAAGAAUUCAUGAUGUCCACUGGUAAAGUUCUUACAGAAAAGAAGGAAACGGUGUUGAUGGCUGUGGGGACAAAACGUCUGAGCACGCGCUUUCAAGUGCCUGCAAAAUCUGAGCAUACUGAAAACAUUGUGAGCGUAAUUCACACGUCAGAGCCUGUCGAGCCCAUGCAGACGGACGACACCUUCAGCAAGCUUCGAGAUGACGUCAAAAGAGAAAUGGUGGAGUUGCUACGAGCAAAACUGGAGGAUUUGGUCCAGGAGCACCAGCAGGCUUGGGCAGAUCUUUUCAUAUCUGGUAUAGAGAUAAGGAAAAUCACGGACGCUCACACGCCGUCGAGCCGUACAGUCAACACUACACUGUACUACAUCCUGUCCUCCUCCACAGCCCCCCUGCUGGAAAGCAGCCUCAGCACAGAGGAGCGCGAUAAGCUGGAGGCAAGCCUGAACUACGCUGAUCACUGCUUCAGCGGCCACGCCACCAUGCACGCCGAGAACCUGUGGCCUGAGCGCGUGAGUGGCGCUGCUUCUCUCCUGCAACUAGUUAAUCUCUGGACAUUAACCCUCCAGAAGCGUGCCUGCAAGGCUCUGGUUUCCGCAGGUGCUCAUGGCAUGAUGCAAGCCGUGACGCUCAGCUUUGGUGGCCUCCAGUUCACAGAGAACCACCUGCAGUUCCAGGCCGAGCCGAGUGUCCUGCAUAACAGCUACUCGCUGCGUGGCUUGCGCUACCACCGGGACCGCAUCAGCCUCUCCGUGGUGGCCGACGCAGACGGCCGUCCCUCACUGCACGUCUCUGUCAAACCGCAGGACGAAGAGAAGCCGGUGAAGCUGUACGCCUGUGAGGCAGGAUGCAUCAACGAGCCGGUGGAGCUCACUUCUGAGCCUCGGGGUCACGUGAUCCCUGUUUUAGUGACGCAGCCUCUCACGCCGCUGCUCUACAUCUCGACAGACCUGAGGCACCUGCAGGAUCUGCGCCACACUCUGCACGUCAAGGCCAUCCUAGCACACGAUGAGCACAUGGCCAAGCAGGACCCAGGUCUGCCCUUCCUGUUCUGGUUCAGCGUGGCGUCUCUCGUCGCCCUUUUCCACCUCUUCCUCUUCAAGCUCAUCUACAACGAGUACUGCGGCCCCGGCGCCAAGCCGCUCUUCAGGAGCAAGUAUGAGGAUGACAUCUGACCUCCAUCAGGUAAUGUGUGAAGCCCUUCCUGAAGUGCUGAGGACAACGAGUCAAAUUCUCAUCAUCAGUUAUCUCUACAACCUGGUCAAUCCUUACCUUGGGAACUCACUGAAUAUUAUUAUUUACUAAAUUUAAUUAUAGAAAUCUGUGUUGCUCUGUUGGUGCUGUUAAAGUAGGAAAAACAGGAAAUGGCAUUUUAUAUUUGCAAAUAAUGUGCAAUAUGAUUAAACAUAAAAGGGAAAUUCAAUGUGCAUUGAAUGAUAAUGAAUGAAGAUAAUACGAUGCAGAGCUAAAAUGCACAUGAUUAGAGAAAUGCUUAUAUUUUAGGUAAUAUUUAAGGGGUUUUUUUAUUUAAGAUUUAAGGGACAUGAUGCACAGAAUAAUAAUUUUGCUUCAAGACUGGGUUUGUUCACUGAUUCUGAAACACAGUCUCACGUCUGCAAAUCACCAACAAUCCAUAUGGCUAACUUUGUGGGAAUGUGUAAGAAUGGGUUAGAGAUAGGGCUAGUCUACGUCUAAUAACUUUCUAAAACAAAUCACUCCUCCCUUGUUCAUUUUAUUUCAUACAUAGUUUGGAUUGAUUAGUUUGGGUUUAUUUAUUUUUAAUUCUAGGUGAUCUGUAUGUGAGAAGUUCAAGCAGAGAGCUGUUGCAAAGCUCAUUUUCUACCAACUUACUAGAGACUACACUGUUAAAGAAAGAACUGAUAGAGGUAACUAAAGGGUGAGACUUGUAGUAAGCAGUCGUAGCUACUUAGCUACGUAGCUAUUUAAUUUAGAUACAUGUACACUGAUCAGGUGUAACGUUAUGAGCAGUGACAGGUGAUUAUCUCCUCAUCAUGGCACCUGUUAGUGGGUGGGAUAUAUUAGGCAGCAACAUUUUGUCCUCAAAGUUGAUGUGUUAGAAGCAGGAAAAAUGGGCAAGCGUAAGGAUUUGAGCGAGUUUGACAAGGGCCAAAUUGUGAUGGCUAGAGGACUGGAUCAGAGCAUCUCCAAAACUGCAGCUCUUGUGGGGUGUUCCCGGUCUGCAGUGGUCAGUGUCUAUAAAAAGUGGUCCAAGGUAGGAUCAGUGGUAAACCAGUGACAGGGUCAUGGGCGGCCAAGGCUCAUUGAUGGACGUGGGGAGAGAAGGCUGGCCCGUGUGAGCCGAUCCAACAGACGAGCUACUGUUGCUCAAAUUACUGAAGAAGUUAAUGCUGGUUCUGAUAGAAAGGUGUCAGAAUACACAGUGCAUGACGGGUCAGGGCUGUUUUGGCAGCAAAAACAAAACCAACACAAUGUUAGGCAGGUGGUCAUAAUGUUAUGCCAGGCCAGUGUACUCUGUACUGUAAAAAGCUAGGUGUCAAACAAAUAAUGUUGCACAUUUAAAGUGAAGGAUGUAAUCAUGAUAAUGAUUAAGAGGGGGAAAGUGUUCCAGAGAUUGAGACAGUGAAAUCUGAAUAAGGUGCCUGUGCUUGCACUGCACAUAUGAUUGUCUCCUCUUGACAUGAUUUAUAUAGUGAUUUACACAAUCAUUGUAAGUUUUUCAUGUCUGUUAAAUAAUUUGUCCACAUACACUAAAUGGGGAUCUCUUUUAGAAUUGAUCCUAAAUCAAAAUAAAUGCUUUAAACCCAUCUUGACACUAAUCACUGACAUGAAAUUUAUAUAUACACAUAAA
Molecule: messenger RNA, 4199 nt
Organism: Hemibagrus wyckioides
Lineage: Eukaryota; Metazoa; Chordata; Actinopteri; Siluriformes; Bagridae
Product: KIAA2013 ortholog
Exons: 3
Coding region: 679-2544 (621 amino acids)
Source: RefSeq, a predicted model, not a curated record